CCGGCGGAAGUGAGGCCGGGAGUUAGUCUGACGUGUGGCGAGGCGGUCGGGCGGGUUACCCGGCGCCCCGGACCCCGCUGCCCCCGUUCCCCCGGGCACGGCCCGGAGCCGGCCCCGCCAUGCUCGACUUCUUCACCAUCUUCAGCAAGGGCGGCCUCGUGCUGUGGUGCUUCCAGGGCGUGCGCGGCCCCGCGGCAGCCUGCACCGCGCCCGUCAACGCGCUCAUCCGCUCCGUGCUGCUCCAGGAGCGAGGUGGCAACAAUUCUUUUAACCAUGAAGCUCUUACACUUAAAUACAAACUGGACAAUCAGUUUGAGCUUGUGUUUGUGGUUGGAUUUCAGAAGAUCCUGACUCUAACCUAUGUGGAUAAGUUGAUAGAUGACGUCCAUAAGGAGUUCCGGGAUAAAUACCGCAAUGAAUUCCAGCAGAAAGGCACCCUGGGGCUCCUCAAUGGCACCUUUGAUUUUAAAGAGGAUUUUUUACAUCUCCUCCGGGAAGCAGAGGAGAGCAGUAAAAUCCGAGCUCCAACUGCCAUGAAGACAUUUGAACAGUCUGUGAAGUCUCAGAAGACUGUCAAGUCUAUGAUAGAAACUCGAGGGGAGAAACCAAAGGAGAAAGCCAAGAACAAGAAAAACAAAGGUUCCAAAAAGGAGGCUUCAGGAACCGAAGCUGCUACAGUCCCCAGUAAAGCAGCCCCAGAUGCAAAGCAGAACCCCCCUGCGGCAACUGGGGACAGGGAGGAACUGACCAAGGAUGAGAUCCUGCAAAAGAACCGUGAGGAGUUCUUCAAGAAGCGCCUGAAAGGAGGAGAGAAGUCCAACAAGUCCCCAAAGCCUGAGACUCAGAAGGAGAAAGGGAAGAAGCCCCGUGUGUGGGAGCUGGGGAACUCUAAUGCCAAAGUACUCGAUUAUAGUAACUCCACUACCAACGGAAACACAGACACUUGUCCCACAGAGGAGUACGACCCUGACAUGGCCCUAGGAGAUCGAGAUCGGGAGCCUGGCCGCCUUUAUGAUCUUGAAUAUGAGAGUGAUGAAGAGGAACCUGAAGAGGAGAAGGUUAUUCAGAACCCUUCACAGCCCAGGGCUAAGAAGGGUGGUUUGGGAGGCAUGUUUGGGAUGCUGAAAGGCCUGGUGGGUUCCAAAAGCUUAACAAGAGAGGACAUGGACUCUGUGCUGGAGAAGAUGAAGGAUCAUCUGAUCGCGAAGAACGUUGCGGCUGAAAUAGCUGUCCAGCUGUGUGAAUCGGUGGCUAAGAAACUGGAAGGGAAAGUGAUGGGCACCUUCACCACGGUGACCUCAACAGUGAAGCAGGCCCUGCAGGAGUCCUUGGUACAGAUCCUGCAGCCCCAGCGCCGCGUGGACAUGCUGCGUGACGUCAUGGACGCUCAGCGCCACCGCCGGCCAUAUGUCGUCACUUUCUGUGGUGUCAAUGGGGUUGGAAAGUCGACCAACCUCGCCAAGAUCUCUUUCUGGCUGAUUGAAAACGGGUUCAGCGUCCUCAUUGCCGCCUGCGAUACCUUCCGAGCCGGAGCCGUGGAGCAGCUGCGCACGCACACCCGCCGCCUGAACGCUCUGCACCCCCCGGAGAGUCACGGCGGCCGCACCAUGGUGCAGCUCUACGAGAAGGGGUAUGGGAAGGAUGCUGCUGGCAUUGCCAUGGAGGCCAUUGCGUAUGCACGUAACCAGGGGUUUGACGUGGUGUUGGUGGACACUGCUGGCCGCAUGCAAGACAACGCCCCCUUGAUGGCAGCUCUGGCUAAACUCAUUGCAGUCAACACCCCGGACCUGGUCCUGUUUGUUGGGGAAGCCCUGGUGGGAAAUGAAGCUGUGGAUCAGCUGGUCAAGUUUAACAAGGCCCUUGCUGAUCACUCCAUGGCCCAGACACCACGUCUCAUUGAUGGAAUUGUGCUCACCAAAUUUGACACCAUCGAUGACAAGGUUGGUGCUGCAAUCUCCAUGACUUACAUCACUAGCAAGCCAAUCGUGUUUGUUGGUACUGGACAAACCUACUGUGACCUGCGUAGCCUUAAUGCCAAGGCCGUGGUCACUGCUCUCAUGAAGGCCUAAAAUCCAAUUAUUGCACCAAAUUGCUGUUUGCAGAUGUCUCAGAAGAACAUGCUUUACAAUGUGACUGACUUGUCUUUUCAGUGUAGUGCAAAACAGAAUGAAGGGAUAACAGAGCAAGGGGCUGCUGCAUCCACCACUUGCUUGAAUACUUCACCAAUGCACACCCCUCCCUUCACCUGAUGCAUGACUUUAACCUUGGAAGGAGGUUGCUGUCUUCAAUCAUGUUGCUCACUCUGUUUAGCUACACUUCUUCCAUAUUUAUUGGCUAGAAAGCUUAUUUUUGGGAAGCAAUUGUCUCCUUCAGGUGGAGCACCUGGGCCAGAUCAGCUCUGUGGCCUUCAGCCACUGAAAGCCCUUCCCCUGGAUUCCUUCAUUCUAAGUGACUCAGCCUCCAUGCUUUGUAGAGGCUGAAAUUAGAGCUUUGUAUUGUUCAUAUCUUGUGAGUGGUGUCUAAGCCCUGCAGCACUUCAGGGCUGCUCUGCUACUAACUAAGCAUCUAUGGACUGUCUGUUUAAGCUAUUGAUUCUAUGAGCCAGUCUGGAUUUUUAGACUUAGUGAGAUCCAAGAGUAUGAGUGUCCCAGUCCAGGGGCUGAUCCUCUGCUGAGCUCUAAGGCUAGAGCAGAAAUAGAUGCUGCUUUGUGACAGUUUUAGUGUCUCCAACCUGAUUAAUACUUGCUGCUAGCUUUGACCAUGGCAGCUCACCAAAGUUGAUAAACCAAAAAGAGUAAGUCCUACCCCUCUGUGCUUGUCAAGCAGGGGCCUAUAGCGAAGAUGCUGAAGUUGCCUUAAGAUCCCUAGUUCUAUUGUCACUGGGACUCCUAAAGCAGGGCUGCCUUGGGCCACUAUAGCUCGUAGCAGACUUCCCCCAGGCUGGAACUGUUAGUUGCCAAGAGCUGCAUCUCUAUCGAAGCUGCAAGCACAUGGCCUGGAUUCUGGCAGGCAAGCUGCACUGCUUUAGGGAAUAGGCUAGAGCUGGUUUCUGUACUGCAAGACCCCCUUCCUCCCUCAGAAGCUGUUUCUACUGACUCAUGCCUCCUUGUCUCAGUGCUGAAGAUCAAACGGAUGCUACUAGAACUCUUGCCUGCUGUCCCUACAGCAUUAGCUUCUGCCUCUGAUAACCAGCUAGGGAAAGGAAACUUUGGUGGAAGACAAUGCGGGCUGCUUGCUGCUUUCCUGCCCCCUUCUCCCUCCCUUCUGAGUGCCUCUAGAGAUCCUGGUCUAAAGUGCUACAUUGAAUAAUACAAAACUCUUAAAAUGUCUUGUAGCUCUGUAUUGCAGAUGUGCUAGAGUGCAAUAAAUUGAAUGCUGUCUGCUAAAAGAAAUACAUAAUUUAUAUAAAAUAAAUUUCAUAAAGAAGUUGA
This is a messenger RNA of Mauremys mutica (yellowpond turtle), 3431 nucleotides long. It is a transcript of the gene SRPRA, whose product is annotated as SRP receptor subunit alpha. The record is from RefSeq and is a predicted model, not a curated record. Gene Ontology annotation, biological process: SRP-dependent cotranslational protein targeting to membrane. NCBI's taxonomy places the organism in Eukaryota, Metazoa, Chordata, Testudines, Geoemydidae. The coding region runs from base 120 to 2069 and encodes 649 amino acids. The transcript has 14 exons. Gene Ontology annotation, molecular function: GTP binding; signal recognition particle binding; GTPase activity. Gene Ontology annotation, cellular component: signal recognition particle receptor complex; endoplasmic reticulum membrane.